UUUAACGCUUUACCACGACAGAAAAGCUACUGUUGAGAGCACCUUUGAUGCGAGAAGCAACUUGAUCAAUGGCGUGUCUGAAAACAUCGAUCUCAACCACAUUCAGCAGUCCCUGCGGGAAACAAUAGAAACUUUUGCUAGGAAUGCUUCAGGAUUAAGAUUCUUCGAUGAAGUCAAAAAUGAUGUCAUUUUGCAAAGCGUAAAAGAAAUUUCUAAACGGGAACAAAUACUAAUCCAGAAAACAAUGGACGCAAUGUCGUACGAUAAAUUGAUCCCGAAGGAGUCGGCCUUCGAAGCUCUACGACAUUUGUACAGGAAUCAAAUUGCUGGCGUGGACUGGAUGCUUUCGGUGAACGGAGCAGAGGUUUUAGAUCAUUCGCCAUCAUUCGACACAUGCUCAGAUCAUUCAUGGUACGGUACAUGGUUUGUAUGCGCAUCCAUGAACGUCUUGCAACCUCCAUUGCAAUCGCAGCCGUCGACAGCACUUCAAUUAUCACCGUCUUGGACAGAUGGAAAAUCAUCAAGCGCUUUAGGUCAUUGUUGGGCUUUGAAGGGAUCAAAUGGGUUUCUUGAGGUAAAGCUUGCACGCCCGGUGGUUCCCAAGAAAAUAUUGGUGCACAGCAUUCCCAUCGAAAUUUCCCCUGGACAUGGGAAAAGUGCAAUCAAGAACUUCGCUAUUAUGGGGAGGAUUGAUGGGCAAUACCACAUGGUGCUAAAUGCAACCCAUAACCCCUCAUCGCUGACAUCCCUUGAAUCAAAUGAGGGAUUCGAAGUCGAAGUCGAGAAUCAAAUCAUGAUACAACAAGUUCGAGUGGAGGUGUACUCGAAUCAUGGCAAUGAGUAUUUCACUUGCUUUUACCAUAUCGCAUUGAUUGGGGAAGAUUCUUCUGCUGAAGUUGCCUAGUUAUGUAAAGGUUGUGUGCAACAUAAAUUGCUUUCAUAUG
Guillardia theta CCMP2712 is the source of this 944-nucleotide messenger RNA. RefSeq lists its product as hypothetical. Gene Ontology annotation, biological process: nuclear envelope organization. Gene Ontology annotation, molecular function: protein-membrane adaptor activity. Lineage: Eukaryota; Cryptophyceae; Pyrenomonadales; Geminigeraceae. The record is from RefSeq and is a predicted model, not a curated record. The coding region runs from base 245 to 904 and encodes 219 amino acids. The transcript has 9 exons. Gene Ontology annotation, cellular component: nuclear envelope.